This is a messenger RNA of Ornithodoros turicata, 2690 nucleotides long. Its product is annotated as organic anion transporter 3-like. The transcript is spliced from 2 exons. Gene Ontology annotation, biological process: transmembrane transport. Gene Ontology annotation, molecular function: transmembrane transporter activity. The record is from RefSeq and is a predicted model, not a curated record. Gene Ontology annotation, cellular component: membrane. Bases 48 to 2615 code for a protein of 855 amino acids. Lineage: Eukaryota; Metazoa; Arthropoda; Arachnida; Ixodida; Argasidae.
ACUUUAGUGCGAGGAAGAAGUAGAACCAUUCGGAACCAUUCCUUACAAUGAGCAAGUCAAUCAGCCCUGCAGGUCAUGGUCACAAGCGAAAGCACAAGCCUCCCGGUUUAGUAUCACCGGCCCUGACCGUUGAUGCUGGGCUUCCGGGUGGUACACCUGGGACAUCCACAUCUCCUGCUGCUUCUCCGAAACGCCCACGAGCGCUGUCACCAAACAAAACCAAGAAGAGAAGGAUAUCACCGCGAGAGAAAGCAGGCAGUCCAGGUAAAGCUUCAAAAUACCCUCCCAAUCCAAUCCCAUCAGCAAAGUGUGACCCACAAGACAACAGUACCAGUCCAAUGAUACUUGAGAAGCUUUCUGUUCCUUCAGCGGACAGCGCAACUGCAGCUAGCAAACAACCAGAAGAACGUUCACCCACCAUGCCUGUUGCAGAAACAGAAACUGCCAAUCCAUUGGAGAAAGAACCAUUCGAGCAGUACAUGAGUAUCAAUCGCUCACCUGACGAGCAAACUGCCAUGACACAAAAACUAGCUGAAGAAGCGCUCCCUAGUCUUAGCACUAAUUUGGGGCUAACGCAGGAGAAACCUGUGGCGCACGCAGUUGUGGAAGAACCCGUAGUGCAAGCCGUCGUGGAAGUGCAAGCCGCUGUGGAAGAACCAGUAGUGCAAGCCACCAUGGAAGAACCCGCAGUGCAAGCCGACGUGGAAGAACCUGUAGUGCAAGCCGACGUGGAAGAACCUGUAGUGCAAGCUAUCGUGGAAGUCCUUCCCCGCAAAGGAAGGCGUUUUGCUCCACGAUCUUCCAUGAAGAAGCAUGUGUCGGGGUUCCAAAAUACUGGAGCCAAAGAUUUAGUAACAACGCCACAACGAAGGCCCCAGUUUAGCCUGCAGUCACCUGGGAGUAAUUUUCUUAGUCCUGUACCGAUAUGCACUGCUCUGGUGCCGUAUGAGGCCAAAGGAAGCCCACAACAACAGGCUAAUAGCAGCACCGAGGAUAACAAUUUAUCUGACCCAACCAUCGUACCCGGGCAUGGCUACUACCAACGAAUGGCCUUGUUCUGCAGUCAGCUUGCUGGAUUCGUCUUUCUCACCCAACAUAUGGCGGUAAUUUUAACGACACCUUACACGGACCACUGGUGCAAGCCUCCUCCGGAGUUCGCAGACGUAAGCCUUGAUGAGUGGAAGAACAGGAGCAUCCCCCGAGGUCCCGAUGGGGCCCUCAGCCAUUGCUUGGUUUAUGACCCUCCUUUACCAUCUCCAUCCAUGAAUAGGACUACUCGACGCUGCUCUGAGUGGGUGUUUGAUAAGACCGACUAUCGCGAAACACUGCAAAGCCGCUGGGGUCUGGUAUGCGAAUGGAGCAACCUGGUCAUCUUCCAGCAAACGAUCUACAUGAGUGGAGCCAUGGCCGCCGUUCCUGUAGCUGGGAUGGCGUCUGAUCGCAUCGGCAGGAAACCAGUCAUCUUCGUGGCCGUUUUAAUCUUGCUUUUUGCCGGAUUUACGACUUGUUUUACAAAGAGCUUCCACGUCUACCUUGCCGCCCGUUUCCUGGUGUCGGGAGCAACAGCGUCCAUUCGCAUCAUGACAUUUAUCCUAUUAUUCGAAAUUACAACACCAGAGCUCCGCUUGUUCAACUGCACCGUAGUUCAAGCCGGGUUGGUGACUGCCGCGAUAUUUAUGCAUUCUCUGACAAGGUUGCAUCUCAGCAUGAACUGGGUCGAAAUCAUUCUGCUCGUUCCAGCUGCGUGCCUUACCUGUACGGGCUGCAUGCUACAAGAAUCUCCCCGCUGGCUGCUUGCCACGAACGACUACAAAAAGGCAGAGGUCACGCUGACGUGGGCCGCUGCGUUAAAUGGUGUCAGGUGUGAAGAAGCCCAAGUCCGCUGGAAGCGCUUGGUUCAUAGCAUCCGGAUGUCUGAAGAGAUUACUACAACGCCGCUACACGGAGGUGUUCUACAGCUGGUGAGAUCAGAGACGCUAAGGGAACGCACAUUUAUUCUUUUCACCUGUUGGGCAUCCAGCGUUCUCACUUUCUACCAACUGCUCCUCUACAUAAACCAAGAAGCAUCAGUAACUGCGCAAUUCCUGAGCAUCCUGGCACAAGUUCCUGCUCUAGCGAUUUCCUUCCUACUAAUGGACAAAGCGGGACGACGUCAGCCAUUUUUCGUCUCCUUGACGACCAGCGGAUUGCUCAUGGCCAUCCUGUUAUUGCUUUCACUUUCGCAUAUGAAGGGAUUACCUUUGGACAUCGUCAUCAUAGCGACGAACCUAGUCGUCAACGUGGUGACGUCAAUAAUCUAUGUUUACACUCUAGAACUCUACCCCACGACGCUGCGGAGUGCAGGGGUAUCUGCAUGUUUCCUGUUCGGCAGGGUAGGAAGUGUUCUGAUUGGCCCACUAGCCGACGUUGCCCGUGUUACGCAUAGCAGUGUCCCGUAUCUUGUGCCUGGAAUCCUGAACGUCAUCAGCGGUGUGCUUGCGAUGAGGCUCACAGAAACUCGACAGUUGCGCGUCGUUAACAGUGUCGGCGAACUCGAGAAGCAGAUGGAAAGGAUGAGACUGCUGGAGCUGUCGACAGACCCAAUUAGAGGAAAACGUCGCAGGUGGAGGAAAUGAUUGCCUUGACCUGUAUCCUUUCUAUUUCGAUAAAACAGAUGUCAAUUAACUGAAUAAAUACGAAUUUCAAUAGUA